This is a messenger RNA of Ctenocephalides felis (cat flea), 792 nucleotides long. RefSeq lists its product as uncharacterized. The transcript is spliced from 4 exons. The record is from RefSeq and is a predicted model, not a curated record. Bases 34 to 582 code for a protein of 182 amino acids. NCBI's taxonomy places the organism in Eukaryota, Metazoa, Arthropoda, Insecta, Siphonaptera, Pulicidae.
UAUUUUUUCAGGAGGUUGACUUGAAGUUCUAAGAUGGUUUUUCUGCAGGAGUUGUCAACAAAAGUGAUAGUGAUUUUAUAUUUGUGCCUGCUCCUAUUUUGUGCUCCGAAUUUUGCUGGAACUUUUCUCCUGACUUGGGAUCCUCCUCAAUACGUGCCUGAUGCAGCAACCCUUGCUAUGAUGAGGUCUCAGGAACCACUUGCCUACGUGCCAAUUAUGGCUGAUGAAAUUCCAACAACUCCGCCACCAAUGUUGAACGGCCCUUGGACUGUUCGAAAUGUCAAGGGAGGUGUUUUUGGUUUAAUUCAUCACCCUGUCUACUGUGUCGGUCCACACGAAGUUUACCAACAUUGCGACGCCCAUUGCGACCAAAUGUGUGAUGGGAGCAACAAAAUGGGUUUAUCUUGCGAUUACAGGAUCUGCCUGGCAGGAUGCAACUGCAAACCAGGUUACGCCAGGAAUGACCAGGAUAAAUGUAUUAGGAUUACGGAAUGCAAGAGACCUCCUAUCAAGGAGAAAAGCAGGAAGAAGAAAAAACUUCACAAGAAGCCGAAACCAAAUCGUGUUGAAAGAUUGGCAUGAAUUGUUAUUGACCAGCAUCUGGGUUUGGGCAUUGAUUGGCAGUUUUGUAUUUGGACCACCAAGUCUUUGUGGAAAUUUUUAGAAAAUUUAAGUUUUCUUAUCAACUACAUUCUUGCUAUUUUAUCAAUCAUCGUCUCAAUUCAAAAAACAAGUGAAACUAGAAAGUGCUCAGAACAGCUUGGAUUUUGUAGUUUAUUUCUUCAUUUCAGA